AUAAACGAGCCCGAAGCAUCCUCACCUUUUCAAAGCCGAGAACUAGACCACUUCCACAUUUCAGCUUUACUCCCAAGAGACCAAGAAACAUGACACCCAUGCCUUCUUUCUUGCUCAUCCUGUUGACUCCCACUUUUCUGUGCCUGGCUAGAGCACAAGACAGAGCCCCCCAUGGCCUGGCCUAUGAAAACCCCGUGGCCUUCUCACCUUCGGCAUAUGAUUUCUUCCACCCAAACACGCAGCAGACCACCGUAAGGAACCCGUGUGCUGAAUCCAGUUGCUCCCCAUUGCCUGAGGCGGCUCAAAUGGCUGAGGCUGCUCAAGCACAGGAAGGCAAACUCUCCGCGACCCAUGAUGGUAAAAGCAGGAUGGGAGCUGGUGGCAUUGUCGGCAUUGUGUUCGGUCUAGCAUUUGCUGUGCUCUUGGCAAUGGGUGUAUACUAUGUGGUGGUCACUCGCCGGGCUAAUACAAGCAAAGCCAAAGCCAUUCAACCAGAUGCUGGAUGCGCACAGUCAGUGUAGAGUGUUCCAUCAUGCCGAGAAGCCUAUCCCUAUCCCCUUCUCUCUGUCCUAACUACUGCUAUUGUUCGCUUUCUCUCUCUCUCCCUCCCUUUCUCGCUAGGAUUUAUCGUCAGGGAAGUUUUCUAGCUGAUGUAUGUAUUUCUGAAUCUAGUGAAUACAUUUAGAUUUAGUGGAAA
Molecule: messenger RNA, 697 nt
Organism: Syzygium oleosum
Lineage: Eukaryota; Viridiplantae; Streptophyta; Magnoliopsida; Myrtales; Myrtaceae
Exons: 1
Coding region: 90-521 (143 amino acids)
Source: RefSeq, a predicted model, not a curated record